Nematolebias whitei (Rio pearlfish) is the source of this 459-nucleotide messenger RNA. It is a transcript of the gene snrpg, whose product is annotated as small nuclear ribonucleoprotein polypeptide G. Gene Ontology annotation, molecular function: RNA binding. Gene Ontology annotation, cellular component: P granule; U12-type spliceosomal complex; SMN-Sm protein complex. The record is from RefSeq and is a predicted model, not a curated record. The transcript is spliced from 4 exons. NCBI's taxonomy places the organism in Eukaryota, Metazoa, Chordata, Actinopteri, Cyprinodontiformes, Rivulidae. The coding region runs from base 126 to 356 and encodes 76 amino acids. Gene Ontology annotation, biological process: mRNA splicing, via spliceosome; spliceosomal snRNP assembly.
UGGACAUGAUGGACGUUGACUUCCGGUUGAACUUCCGGUGUCGGGUCGCACGCUUUCCUUCCGCGGCUUUGUCAAACGCAAACCUCACGAAUUAGCUUACAGGCUAUCGGGAAAAUAAAGACAAAAUGAGCAAAGCACACCCACCAGAGCUGAAGAAAUUUAUGGACAAGAAGCUUUCAUUGAAGUUGAAUGGAGGCAGGCACGUGCAGGGCAUCCUGCGAGGGUUCGACCCCUUCAUGAACCUGGUGGUGGACGACUGUCUGGAGAUGGGCCCAGGAGGACAACAGAACACCAUCGGCAUGGUGGUGAUCAGGGGAAACAGCAUCAUCAUGUUGGAGGCUUUAGAGCGAGUAUGAGAGCAACGGAGAGAACGAGCAUCAACUUUUUACUUUCUUUGUCCCAGUUUGGUUAAUGGUCAUAGCUUUUGUAUAUCACCGAGUUGUGAGAUGUUUGGAUGAU